Molecule: messenger RNA, 711 nt
Organism: Fonsecaea monophora
Lineage: Eukaryota; Fungi; Ascomycota; Eurotiomycetes; Chaetothyriales; Herpotrichiellaceae
Exons: 3
Coding region: 1-711 (236 amino acids)
Source: RefSeq, a predicted model, not a curated record
AUGCCAGUACAAAUCAACACCUGCAUCGAUUAUAUUGCUCCCAGCCGUAAGCAGUUCCUCGUGUAUACUAUGGAAUUACUGACAGAUGCAUACAGCAAGCGACCCCAGCCGGAACCAGACCUCCCCUGCCUGCCUGCCCGCCCAGUUCCUCCACUCUGCAAUACCCUGCACGUCUCUUACUCUCGAAAUAUGCCGAAGUCCAACUCCACCAUCGCUGCACCACUGCGGGAAGCACUCUGCGAGUGCUUCCGCUCGAUCACCCGCCUAGUCCGGCCAGAAUUACGUCGUCAUACCAUCCUGGUUGGCUGCGCAGCCAGCAUUGCCCACUCCUCGGUCCUUGUGACAGAGGACGUGGAUGUUGCGGCCCCUUCCAGCGCGUUAACUGAUAUCUGGAAGGGUAUUUUGGCCGGCGCCCCCAACCUUUGCUUCGAAUCCGACGGCAAAAUCUCGUUCGAUGCCCCUAGACAAGACAUCCGACUCCGAGUCGACCUGCUCGAGAUCGGCAACGGGUGCAUCGAACGGAUUCACAUGACAGAACCCUUCUUUGCAGAGUCUGUUGCGUCCGUGUCGGAUUUGUUGAGGUUGCGGGCCGUGACGGUGGUCGAUCGUGGGAGCGAUGGUGAAGUUGAAGACUUUCAAUGGCUAUUGUUGAGGGUGGCGUGCAUGGGUCAAUUACUUCCAGAGCUCGACGACGAGGAACUGGAGUUCUAG